CGCUUUUAAGACGAGGCUAUCCCACCGCCCCUAUCACGUAAAAAUGCCCAGCAGCCAUCUUGCUUACAUUAUAUUCACGCACACGUACUUCGUCAUUUGAACCCGAAAGCAAACACGGAACAGUUUAGAGCCGCAGUCGUUCAUACUCCAGUGUUCUGUACAACGUAAAUUGACAUUUUAAAAGAUAAACAUGUCUAGUCGAGCUUUGAAAGGAAUGGAAAAUGGCUUCAGAUUGCAGCUCGAAAUGUUCGAAGAUCUCGUGAUACCAUCCGGAAUUGUUCAUCAUGUUUCUGGCAUGAAGAGUCGAACUGUACGAGAUGACGAUAUAUUUGUGUGCACAUACCCUAAAUCCGGCACACACUGGACGUGGGAGAUCCUCAGUAUGGUUGUCGCUGGGCAGCCACAGUAUGCCAAACACUGGCAGAACUCUGCACAUCUUGAUUCCAGGACGGAGGAGGAACUGGACUCUCUUCCUUCUCCUAGGAUACUAUUUACUCAUCUUCCCCCACGGCUGCUGCCACGAGAAAUAUGGGACCGGAAGUGCCAUGUUAUCAAUGUUCAACGAAAUCCCAAGGAUGCUGUGGUGUCCUACUUCGUCCAGCACAUGAAUCAGAACUGGGUGGACAAGUCACGUGAUGCAGCCUUCACAGGAACAUGGGCUGCCUACGUGGACGCCCACAUUAAAGGAAAUGUACCAUAUGAUUCGGUGUUCAACCACAGUCUGUGCUGGAACAGAUUUCCACAAGACCAUCCAGAUAUACCUUUUCUUCAGGCUCAUUUUGAAGAUCUAAAGAAAGAUGACGUGAAGGAGGUCAAACGCUUAGCUGAAUUCAUCAACCGUCCUCUUCCAUACAAGGUUUACGAACAAAUAGCUGACGCCUGCGGUUUUUCAAAGCUGAAGCACGCUCACGAACACGUGAAAGACCAGUCUUUUCACAACAAGUGGAGAGAAGGUUCCAGCGGCUACUUCAGGAAGGGUGAAGCCGGGGACUGGAAGAACUGGUUCACUGUUGAACAGAGUGAGAGGUUUGACAGGGUGUAUCAAGAAGCGUUCAACCGACCAUAUCCGUAUUAGAACAUCUGAAUGAUAACACAAAGCCAACACUGGUUGUCAGAGAAGAUGUAUUAUUGCUUCGUGACACAGAAGAUGUAUUAUUGCUUCGUGACACUGUUAAAGUGGGCCUUUUUUGCCAUCAAUCAGAUUUUAAAUCUUGAGUCAAUGUUAUAUUUAAUACGGUACACUACGGUUAUAACGAACCGAAAGGGAUCACUAACUAUAGUUCGUUAUAACGGUAGUUCGUUAUACGCUUUCACGCAAGGUGUCGGGAUCAAUAAAACAGUUCGAUAUA
Molecule: messenger RNA, 1349 nt
Organism: Haliotis rubra (blacklip abalone)
Lineage: Eukaryota; Metazoa; Mollusca; Gastropoda; Lepetellida; Haliotidae
Product: sulfotransferase 1B1-like
Exons: 6
Coding region: 191-1075 (294 amino acids)
Biological process (GO): sulfation
Cellular component (GO): cytoplasm
Molecular function (GO): sulfotransferase activity
Source: RefSeq, a predicted model, not a curated record